AUGUCAUCCGACGAGACAAAAUACGUCGACCGGGCCAUCCCGACCAUCUCACUCGCCGACUUUGAUGAGCGCGUCGACGAAAUCACCGCGUCACUGGUGGAGGCCGCCGAGAAGGAGGGAUUCUUCUGCGUGGUCGACCACGGCAUCAGCAAGCAAGAGGUCGACGGCAUCUUUGCCCAGUCGGCGCGGUUCUUUGCGCUCCCGGACGAGGUCAAGGCCAAGGUCCCGUUCUCCUCGGCCCACAACGCCGGGUGGGAGAAGAACAGCCAGGUCCGACCGUCCACGGGCGCCGCGGACCGGAAGGAGUCGUACCAGAUGCAGUUCGGCCGCAACAUGGACGGCAAAUGGCUCGACGAAGAGGACAUUGCGGGGUUCAAGGACUCCAGUCUGAAGUUCAUGUGGCGCGUGCAGGAGGUCUCGGAGAGGCUGAUGCUCUGCCUGGCUCGAGGGCUGGGGUUCCCCGACGACUACUUCAUCCGCGCCCACGACGUCAAGAGACCCGAGAGCCAGACCGUCGCGCGGCUCCUGCACUACUUUGAAACUCCGGCAAACACAAACGGAGAGGUGUGGCAUCGUGCCGGCGCUCACACGGAUUGGGAUCUACUCACGUUGCUGUUCCAAAAGGCCGGACAGUCUGGGUUAGAGAUCUGUCCAGGGAGAGAAGUGAGCACAUCUUUCGGCCACGGAGACACGUGGACCAAGGUCGAACCCGACCCAGACACCAACGCCAUCAUCUGCAACAUCGGUGACCUCCUCAUGUCGUGGUCCGACGACCGGUUCAAGUCGACGUUCCACCGAGUCAAGGCCCCCUGCGACCCGGACGACUACUAUGGGGAACGGUACAGCAUCGCCUUCUUCAACCAGCCGUGCCGCGACACCCUCAUCCAGGGGCCCCUCAAGAAAUACCCCCUCGUCACCGGCGAAGAAUUCACCAAAAACGCCAUGAUGCGCAAUUUCAACGCCCUCGAGGCCAAGAGGCUCGCUCUGGCCCAGGCAGAAACGAACAACAACGUCAAGAACCUGUCGGUCGUGGACAGCGGAAACGUGGUUGCCGAGGUCGGUGCAUAA
Messenger RNA from Exophiala oligosperma, 1068 nucleotides. RefSeq lists its product as uncharacterized. The transcript is spliced from 2 exons. NCBI's taxonomy places the organism in Eukaryota, Fungi, Ascomycota, Eurotiomycetes, Chaetothyriales, Herpotrichiellaceae. The record is from RefSeq and is a predicted model, not a curated record. Gene Ontology annotation, molecular function: dioxygenase activity. The coding region runs from base 1 to 1068 and encodes 355 amino acids.